This is a messenger RNA of Momordica charantia (bitter melon), 716 nucleotides long. RefSeq lists its product as uncharacterized. The record is from RefSeq and is a predicted model, not a curated record. NCBI's taxonomy places the organism in Eukaryota, Viridiplantae, Streptophyta, Magnoliopsida, Cucurbitales, Cucurbitaceae.
AGGAGAGAGAAAGAAGAAGAAUGGGAAACGCCAUGGGAGGAGGACGAAGAAGAAAAGGAAGAACAAAAGUGAUGAAAAUUGACGGCGAAACCAUGAAAUUAGCCACUCCAAUCACAGCCUCAGAAGUUCUAAGCCAGCAUCCGGACCACCGGCUGUUCGAAUCCCAAUCCCUCAGAAAUCUGGGCCUCAGAGCCACCCCAUUGGAGCCCCACCACCAACUCCACCCCAAAGCCCUCUAUUUCCUCCUCCAAUUGCCGCCGCUCCCCGCCCACGCGCCGCCGCUCCGCCGCGUCCAAUCCGGCCUCCACGCCUCCGCCACCGACCGCCUCGAGUGGCUGAUGCUCUCUCGCCGCUCCAUUUCCGACCUCCACGUCGCUCGGCCGCCGGAACCAUCCGCCGCCCCGCUGCAGGUCAAGUUCCGGCUGCCGACGGCGGAGAUGGACAGGCUCCUCAACGAAUGCGAGGAUAAGGCGGAGGUGGCCCAGAGGAUCCUCAAUUUGUAUGGCAGAGACACAGACCGAUUUCGCGGCGGCCAAGGUCAGCUGCGGAGCACGGCCCAAGCGAGUACUUGUAAAGCGCGUGAGAAAAGAGUGAGCUUUGUUCAAAUGAAGGACAGUCCUACGCAAUAGCAAUGCAUUGAGCUUUGCUCCUCUCUAUAUGUAUAGAUUUAGCCCAAUUAUGGCGGCUCGAUAAAGGUGAAUUCAAAGGACUCAAAU